AUGGCGGAUCCUUUGUCGACGGCAGGCAGCGUUGUCGGGAUCAUUUCCCUCGGCAUCCAGGUCGUGCAGUCAAUCUACAAGUACUACAGUGCCGCGAAAGACCAGCAUUCUGACAUUGGUCGCACCCUGCGGAAACUCGAAGAUUUGCAAUCCUUGUUCGAAAGAUUGAACACGCAUCUCAGCGAUCGGAAAUUUCGAUCCAGUGAGGCGGCUCUGCUUCAAAACAUUGAGUCCACGAUUCAACACUGCGAGGAGUCCAUCGACGAGUUGGAACAAGAAGCGAGGAAGUUUGAGAAGAAACCGACCGACGGUGCUCGAGCUGCAAUUAAAGGUGCCGUUCGUCGGUUGGCAUACCCGUUUAGGGAGAGCACUCUCCUGAAGCUGCACGAAGACAUUGACUAUCUCAUCAGUCAACUGUCUCUAGCCUUAUCGCUACUGCAGCAGCAGACCAUCGAUCUCGUACAAGAUGAAAUCGAGAAUACCAAUGCCAUACUCAACUUAAUCCGAACCUCACAAGUCUCCUCCGAGAUCCGAACUUGGCUCAAUGCUCCUGACGCGACCUUCAACUUUACUGAAGCAUGUUCGAAGAAACACCCAGGAACUGGUGCUUGGUUCGUCAACGGGCCUGAAUUCACUCGCUGGUUGGAGGGGUCAAAUUCGUUUCUUUGGCUGAAGGGCUUUGCCGGCUGCGGAAAGACUGUUCUGAGUUCGACGGUCAUACAGCACACCCUCCGUCACCGUAGAUCAAACCCCUCCAUCGGGCUCUGUUUCUUCUUCUUUUCAUUUAAUGAUGAAUCCAAACAAGAUGCAUCAGCUAUGCUCCGAGCGCUCAUUUUGCAGCUAUCUGACCAACUUGACUAUGUUCCAUCCGCACUGCAAAGAAUACACGAUUUGAGGAAGAAACACAACAUUCCACCGUCCACGGCAGAUCUACUUCAAUGUUUCCGUCAGGUCUUACAGCUUUUCCAAAACGUCUACGUUAUUUUGGAUGCACUAGACGAGAGCCCUCGGGAAACUAGUCGAUUCGGUCUCUUGGAAACAUUGAAAGAGAUUCGGGAUUGGUCAGAGCUGGGAGUACAUCUUUUGGUGACCAGCCGAGAUGAAGUAGAUAUUCGCGAAGGAAUAGAUAUCGAAGAUCAAGCGACCAUCUUGAUGAAGCACCAAGGGAUAGAUGAUGAUAUUGCGAGCUAUGUCUCGCAAUUUCUCCAACAGCGUCUUAAGCGUUUGAACGAGCACCAUUCCCUGAUUGAAAAGGUCUUGACCGAGAAGGCACAGGGCGUUUUUCGUUGGGUUGAAUGUCAGUUCAAAGCACUUGCGACGUGCCCAAGGAGCAAGCAGGCUCUCGAUCGACGACUUCAAUCAUUACCUCCAACGUUGGAUGAGACCUACAAAAGAAUGCUGGAGAAUGUUCCCGACAAAGACUACGCCAAGCAGAUGCUGACGAUUCUCUGUUGCGCAUCAAAACCGUUGACUGUGCAGGAGCUAAUCAACGCUUUGGCAAUCGAAAUCGGUGCCACGUCCUUCUUGAACCCAGAUCGGCAAUUGCCAGAUGCAGACUCUCUUCUCGAAAUCUGCCCGGGUUUCACAGAAGUAGCCAUAAAACCUUACACGAGACUGGCUGUCAUUCGAAUUGCCCACUUCUCUGUACAGGAAUAUCUCGAGUCUGAUCGAAUUCUCCUACCGCAAGGAUAUGAUUCUUUCAGUAUACGCGAGCGCUGUGGAAAUCUGCUGAUGGCGUCAAUGUGUCUCACUUUGCUGCUAGAAUCUGAAUUACAGAUGUUCGGACGUGUAGAGACUGUGGAAAAGUAUCCUUUUGCGGAAUAUGCUGCCAAGGAGUGGGUGAACCACUGGAGGAAGGGCAUUGGGAUUUGCGCCGCAUUAUACGAUAACCACAGCCACUGCAACCUUGAAGUAUCCCACGAUAGUCUCGCUCUACGGCUCCAAGAUCAGAUGCUACUACUUUUCAGAGACAAGAAAGGGGCAAUGAAGAAUUGGUAUAAACUAUGGGACCUUGAUUGUGGCUGGUUUGGGAGGAACGACGAGAUGCCAUCUCCACUUUACUAUGCAUCCCUUAUCGGUGCUCGCUUCCUGGUAGAACGCCUCUACGAGGACUGUAGAACACAAUGCAGCCUCAAACAUCCAACAGAAAGAUGCAUCGAUCAUAUGGGAGGAAAAAAUGGAAGCCAUGCUACACCAUUACAAGCAGCGGCAGCUUUCGGUCAUCGAGACGUGGUAGAAUUCUUCCUUGACAAAGGAGCGGACCCAAACAAGGUUGCGCAGACGCCUACGGCAUCUCGCACUCCUUUGAUGACGGCUUCGGCUCGUGGUCAGACAGAAAUCAUGGAGUUACUGCUCAAGCGUGGUGCGGAGGUCAAUGCCGUUUGGUCCUCCGUGUCGUCAAGGAAACCCUUUGGUGGCGGACGACAGCAGUUGGGUUUUAUUCAUGAAUUUCUCACUGCAUUAGUAGAGGCAUCAAGGUUUGGUCACAAAGAAGCCGUGAAGUUAUUACUGCAACACGGAGCAGUUGAUGAUGUUCACUUCGGAUUCUUUUGUGCCUUGACGGCAACGAUGCGCCCUUUGUCCGCAACCUCUGGGUCCUCAAAGUAUGCUGCGUGUAGAGAACUCCUUUUCAAAAGUUUUGAUGGCUUCAAGGGCACUAAGAGUCCUGGAAUUUUGAAGAUCUAUAUGGAUGUAGCGGCGGUAACCGGAAACGCAGACUUUGUCCGAAAGUACCUGGACAAAUGGAUCCUUUAUGGAAAGCCUGGCUUUUCGUCCGGAAAAUUACUUCAGUUAGCGUCAGCCGGUGGGCAUCGAAAUGUUGUUGAUCAACUCCUUCAGUCGAAGGCUAGGAUGACCGGCUCUGCUCGAGUCCGCCAGAUAUCGUCAUUCAGAGACGCGAUUGGACCGGCACUUCAAGAAGCAUCAGGAAAUGGACAUCUUGAAACCGUUAAGCUUCUCCUAGGCUUUGGAACUGAUGUAAGUUUUCCUCUAUGUGGCGUCGACUUUCGAUCCGCACUGCAGAGAGCAGCAGCCGAAGGACACGAAGAGAUAGUGCAGCUUCUUCUUAACAACGGCGCCACUCCCAACUCUUCGGACGAGACUCACAUGCCAGCACUCUAUGCAGCAUCACUGUUGGGUAGUGAGAAGAUUGUUCAGCUUCUUCUGGACGCAGGGGCGGAUAUCAACGCUCGGUUUCAGGGGGGAAUAUUCGAAUCUGCAUUAGCUGCAGCGUGCAACAGUGGUAAAAUCGGAGUGGUGGAGAUGUUGAUGGCUCGAAGCGUGUCUUGCCUGACAGGAAGCGUUGUGGCUACAACAAUACGGGCUGACACGGAGGGGUCUGCGGAUGAUCAUUGGGAUCUUUGGGACCAAAUACUUUCUCACUUCAUCAAGACUGGAGUUCGGAAGUCGCUCUCACUUUUAAAGAAAGGAAAUUCCAAGAAACUGGAAACCUGGCUUCGAACAGAAAUUUCGGACUUCGAACUAAAGGCCCUGGAUCCUCUCUCCGCAGCGUCAUUCGGAGGCCAUGUGGAUAUUGUUCGGAAAUUCCUCAAAAGUUUGAAUGAGAAAAGUAUCGAGAACCGAGUUCCAAGACUACGAACAGCACUUUCAGCGGCGGCAGCAGGCAGCCACCUUGAAGUUGUCAAGUUAAUUCUCGACUUUGAUCGUGCGAUACCCUUACGAGAACUCGAUUUGAAGAGAGCAAGGUAUUUAGCAUCACUGAUGAAGAAACCUUAUCUUGUGGACUGCCCUCACAUGAUGGAAGACCAUGGCAUUGUACAGGUCUUACAAGAAAAACUCGAGAGCUCACUCCAAGAUGACAUUCUUGAAUUGACUCAGCUCUUCGCACAAGACGGCGAUUGCUGA
This is a messenger RNA of Colletotrichum paranaense, 3864 nucleotides long. RefSeq lists its product as uncharacterized. Lineage: Eukaryota; Fungi; Ascomycota; Sordariomycetes; Glomerellales; Glomerellaceae. The transcript has 2 exons. Gene Ontology annotation, molecular function: protein binding. The record is from RefSeq and is a predicted model, not a curated record. Bases 1 to 3864 code for a protein of 1287 amino acids.